Messenger RNA from Thermothelomyces thermophilus ATCC 42464, 659 nucleotides. RefSeq lists its product as uncharacterized. Gene Ontology annotation, biological process: regulation of transcription by RNA polymerase II. The record is from RefSeq and is a predicted model, not a curated record. Bases 133 to 570 code for a protein of 145 amino acids. Gene Ontology annotation, cellular component: mediator complex. Gene Ontology annotation, molecular function: transcription coregulator activity. Lineage: Eukaryota; Fungi; Ascomycota; Sordariomycetes; Sordariales; Chaetomiaceae. The transcript has 3 exons.
AUCGUCAACUCGCGAUAUGAACCAAACCUAAUUGGCAGCCUUCGGUUGUCUACAGUUUAUAUACACAUACAAGAACAGAAAACAGCUUAUCUCUGUCGGCAUACACAACCGCAAUCUCGUUACGAUCCAUUCAUGGAUCGGGAUGCGACUUCGGCCACCAACCUCCUCGAGAGGAAAAAUAUCCUCAUCGCCGACAUUCUGACCUCGGUGCGCGACUACUUCAACCUCGCGCUCGCCCCAGUUGAUGACACGGCCUCAACUGGGCAGACGGCCGAGCGGAGCCUGGCAAUGGAAACGAAGUUAAGCGCAAUGAUCAAAUCGACCGAAGACCUCGUCUCCCUGAGCCGCAGGAUCCGCGAGCUGUGGAUCAUCGGCGCGCUCAAACCCGUUACCGGCGAAGCUGACCAGGGUAUGGACAUGGACAGCGAGCAGGUAUUCUCUCUCCUCGGCGCCCUCCGCGAGCGGCAGCGGCAGAGCUUGCUCCAGCACGCGGCGGCGGCCGGCGGUGGGUUCACAUACGAAGUGGGCGGACUGGAUGGGCCAGCGGUGCCAGGAUCAGAAUCAAAAUGAUUACCUUGUUAUUAAGUGGAUAAUAAAUAAUCGAGCGAACGAGAUCAGUGUCACAAUAUCGCGUUAUGGAGAAGAUCAAGACAUAGUAU